AUGGAUCGCCCUAAGGCCUCAGCCGACUCCGUCACUGUCAAGCCGGAGCAGCCCUCCCCUCCUAUCAACUCCACCAACGGCAAUGGUUCUGGCCAUACCCCAGACUUAUCUCUUGUCACAGCCCUCUCCCCAAGCCAGAGCCAGAAUGGUCAGAGCAACGGCCCACAGAGUGCGUCUCCACUCAACGAGCAGCGCGCUUCCAAGAUAGCCGCCUGCCUGUCCUGCCGCAGGAGUAAGGUUCGCUGCGAGAAGGGCGUCGAUCCAGUUCGCUGUCGUCGAUGCGCACAGACCGGCUCUGAAUGUGUUCGCCCAACGUUCAACGUUGGCAGGAGGAAAGGUGUCAAGAACAAACGUAAGGGCCUGGAGAAGGCUCUCUACCAGGUUGAGGAGGCGAUCCGAAGAGCGGGGCCUGGCGUCCAAGGCGCUGAUGCGGGAAAAGCCAUCAAUGAGCUUAAGGCCAUGAUAGCAGCUGGCCAAGGUGCUCACCUGAAUAGCACUGGCGACAGCAAUAAGCGGCCCCGGCUCAGCACUGCCGCCUCUAGCGAGCUUCAGGACUCGUCGUCGGAAGAAGAAGAAAGCCCCAGGCCGCGCAAGGACUCUCACAGGCGCCGAACAUCCACUUUCUCCCACCACCCCGUAAAGCCCGAGGAGCGACUUGCCGUUGACGAUGCUGAGAACCCCUUGCACAUGUUGGCAAGGGCAUCCAACCUGCACUUGUCCCCCGUCUCAAGCCACAGCCAGUCCCCAGGCACGGCAGCAUCCCAGGCCCCCGCGAGCGUUGGUGUGGAGGAGAAUGAUCCCGAGAUGAGAUACGUGGAAAGCUUCUUCGGCACAGUCCACUUCAAUGUGGAUCGAGGCGAAGGCUACGAUCCGAUUGAACUGGGCCUGGUGACGGAGGAUGAGGCCGAGAGGCUUUUUGACUUCUUUCACAGGAAUCUCGCACAUACACGCUGGGGCCUGGAUCCUGUCAUCUACACCGUGCCCUGGACGCGGUCUCGUUCCUCGUUCCUCUUCACAUCCAUAAUGGCCGCCGCUGCGCUGUUCAUCGAGUCUGCUGGCGCUCUGUCAAAGCGACUGUCGAAUCACUGCAGAUGGCUGACCAACAAGGUUAUCGAGAAACGGCACAGAUCUACGGAGAUCGUUCUGGCUUUCAUGAUCAAUGUUCCCUGGAUGGGCCCAGGUGUACACAGCACCGACGACGAGACAUGCUGGUACGUGUCAUUGGCAACGACUAUUGCCAUUGAUUUACAGAUGUCCAAGGUAUCGAUGCCAAUGGAAGCAUUCAAGAAUGGCAUCUCGGGAGACCUGGCCAGGCAAGACUGCAUGGACCCAGAGCUCGCCCUGAGGUUAGGUGGCUUCAAGAGCGUCGACCCCAACUCAGAACUUGGGCGCAGGCUUGUAAGACGGAGGGAGCGAUGUUGGAUUGCCCUGUUCGUUCUCGAGAGAGGGAUGUGUCUGGCUCGAGGCCGAUCCUCGACACUUCCGAUGACACCACUCAUAAGAAAAUGUGACCGAUGGCACAUAUCAGACAUAGCAGACCCGAUGGAUGGACACUUGGUGUCUAUGGCUGUGUUGAGGAGGGACUUGGAUGACCUAUUCGCCGCCAUUAGGUCGUUGUGCGAUGGAGCCAAAGGAGGGCUAACAGACGGAUCCCUCAUCGCCCAGUCAAUACAGAGCACGGUCGACAAAUUUUUUGAGCAAUGGCAUCUUGAGUGGGGCAUGACUCUGGGCGGCACAGGACCUCAACACCGCCUGCCUCCCUACGUGGAGGUGCUUGUCACGCACACCCGCCUUUCCAUUUACAGCAGUGUCAUAAACCACCCUACCGCGCCACUCGAGGUGCGCCACUUCUUCAGGACGGCUGGCCUUUCAGCAGCUUUGAAUGUGAUGCGCGCCGCGGUCCAGGGAGAGGUGCAACUCUUCUCGAUGCCCAACAACACGGCCAUAAUGGUGUCCUUUGCAGCCUGUUUCGCCUUGAAGCUGAGCACACAAAUGUCGGGUGGGAACAGCAGCAGCGUUCUAGCGCCAAGUGUACGGACGCUGAUUGAGGAGACUGCGGACAUGAUGGAGAAGAUUGGAAAUAUCACUAAGCACCGUCAAGGCAUGGGACGACUCUACGGGAGAUAUCUGAGGCUGCUGGUCAAGAAAGAAGCCAGCGCGGCUGAGACCGCAGGCCCCUCGCGGCACGGACACGGAACACCACGACCACCGGCGGCAUACGCCGAAUCGGCACGGCAAGCAGCAGGCGGCGUACCAUUUUCGCACCAGUCCCACCCGCGGACGGGAUCAGGGGCCAGUAUGAGCCAGAGUGGAUUCGCCAUCCCGCAGCCACCGUCAGCUGGCCUCGGCGCGGCGUAUGACACACCCGGUUGGUCGUCGCAUCCAGCAGACCUGUUCCAAUUCUCGGCCAUGAGCGACGACCAGAUCGUGGAGGCGCUCAACAGGACAGGGGGCGAGUUCGACACUGGUGGGUUUGGCGGAAUGGGUGGGAGUGGGCCCAGCGGCGGCGGGGGUGGGUUCAGCUGGGAGGAUGCGACCAACUUCGAUUAUAUGUUGAACUGGAACAACCUGCCAGACUAUGGACUCUAA
Diaporthe amygdali is the source of this 2589-nucleotide messenger RNA. RefSeq lists its product as uncharacterized. NCBI's taxonomy places the organism in Eukaryota, Fungi, Ascomycota, Sordariomycetes, Diaporthales, Diaporthaceae. The coding region runs from base 1 to 2589 and encodes 862 amino acids. Gene Ontology annotation, molecular function: DNA-binding transcription factor activity, RNA polymerase II-specific; transcription cis-regulatory region binding; zinc ion binding. The record is from RefSeq and is a predicted model, not a curated record. Gene Ontology annotation, cellular component: nucleus. Gene Ontology annotation, biological process: regulation of DNA-templated transcription. The transcript has 5 exons.